Fimicolochytrium jonesii is the source of this 1827-nucleotide messenger RNA. RefSeq lists its product as uncharacterized. Lineage: Eukaryota; Fungi; Chytridiomycota; Chytridiomycetes; Spizellomycetales; Powellomycetaceae. The record is from RefSeq and is a predicted model, not a curated record. The transcript has 3 exons. The coding region runs from base 1 to 1827 and encodes 608 amino acids.
AUGUCUCGUCGCAAACGAGCCGUCGAAGUGAAACGGUUGUGUGAGAUAGCGGAUACGAUCUGGGGUCACACGUCCGCACAGAAGGUCCCGUUGAUCAAUCCGGUGGAUAUGGAGGCGGAGGACACGGGGAUGGAGUCGAGCUCGAGGAACGUCGUUGGGUUGCCGCCGGUAGAAGAUAAACAUGCCGAGUUCCUCGCCCGGCUGCGGGAUUUCAUGAAGGAGCUGCGGACCCCUCCGCCGGUGAACAUCGCAGCGCUGAGUCAGAAGCGGCAGCGGACCGUGAAAGGGCCGGAACAGGUCGUGAUUCCCUCUCUCGCGAAGGUGGCAGCGACGAGCAGAUCGCAGCAGAUGGGGCUGGAAAGGAGUUUGCAGACUUCCAAAGAUCAUAACAACGCUAGAACGAAAGCGAAGCGCGAUAAAACUACCGUCAAAAGGCCUCACUCAAGCAAGUCACUCGAAAAGCGCCCCACAUCAGGUUCCGCAACCAACCUCACCCCCACCGUGCCCGAAAUCGUCAGCAUCCUCAACAAACCCGAAACCCAACGCACCCCCGACGAAGUCAAGCGCCUGUUCGCCGGUCUCCGCACUCUCAAAGCCUUCAGCGCCAUGUCCGACUUCACCAUGACCCAACUCCUAGGCGUCAUCCACCCCGUCCUAAUGGAACAAAAUCGCACCGUCUUCCGGCAGGGCGACAUCGGGUCCAGCUGGUUCGUCAUCCUCGAAGGCACGGUGGACAUCCUUGUCCUGAAAGGCGGAACGAAAGGUCUGAAGAAUGCGAAUGAUGCGGAGGGGAAUGCGUUGGCGGAGAUGGAUGUGGUGGAUGUCGUGAGGCAGAGUAUUGUGUUGAAGAGUUUGGAGGCGGGCGCGGGGUUCGGGGAGCUUGCGCUUUCGCAUAUUACGGUGCGCUCGGCUACGAUCAAGACGGUGACUUCGUGCGUGUUGUUGAAGAUUGAAAAGGCGGAUUAUCUUAGGGUUGUUCGAUUCGUGCACGAAAAGGAACGGCAGGAACGAAUCCUGUACCUCCGCCGAUACGUUGGAAUUACCGACGAACGCGAAGUAAACCUCAUCGCAAACGCAAUGGCAGUAGUCCGCUACCCCAAAGGCACCUACGUCCUCAAACAGGGCGCAACAGUCUCCAAAAUCUCAUUCCUCAAAUCCGGCGUCCUCGCCGCCUUCACCCACCUCGAAGUCACCACGGAAGAAGCCAUCAAACUACACCUGCACCGCCACGCGAAAAUCCGGCCACCUCACGCCGUCCGCGCUCGGACGGACUCGGGUUUACUUGAAGACGCACAAGUUGAAGGGCCGUGCUGUAUUGCGAUUUUUUUGGGAUAUAUUUCGCCCGGGGAGUAUUUUGGGGAGCAGAUUAUGUGGAAUGGGGGCGAGGUUGAGUCGGAUAAUAAUGUCAGUACCGUGACUGCGACGACGACUACCGCUGUCGCACCGUCAUCACCCGCAACCGCCGACACCCCCGCCCCCCCAACAACUGGAUCAUCAUCAUCAUCAACCCCCCGCACCCUCCCGUCCCCCAUGACAAUCCACACCCUCACGGAAGUAACCCUGGGCGAAAUCCAAGAACACGACGCCCGCGAACGGCUCGCAUCCAUCACGCUGCCCCUCUCCCCGCUCACGAAGAUGGCACUCUCCCGCGACGCGGUGCUGCAGCGCCAUUUUGUGCUGACGGACCGGAGGAAGUGGGAUCGGUUCAGACAGAGGGAGAUGGAUAAGCUGGUGAGGGAGGUGAGUGGGGAUGUGAAUAUGGAUUUGAGGAAGUGGGGGAUGAGGAUGAGGAGGGGUGGGGGUGGGGAGGGGGAUUAUAGGGAGUAG